UUCAGUAGUAUUGGUCUCUGCUGGUUGUGAGCAUUACGGAUAUUGAUAAACAACAGAAGAAAAUGAGGAUGGAGGUUAACCGUGUGGUGCCAGUGCUGGUAGUUAUGAUGAUUAUUUCACUCUGUCCUUCUACAGAAGACACCGAGACAACAGAGAGAGAAGCAAAAAAAGAAUCUAGAGCUGUCUCAGAGCAGAGCUGCGGAUGCCAUCUUACAGGUGUCUUGGAUGACUGCUUCUGUGACGUAGAAAGCAUUGAUGCCUUUAAUAACUAUAAAAUAUUUCCAAAGUUGAAAAAGCUGCAAGAACGUGACUACUUUAGAUACUAUAAAGUGAAUUUAAAGAGGCCGUGUCCAUUUUGGGCAGAAGAUGGUCAUUGUUCUAUCAAAGAUUGCCAUGUGGAGCCCUGUCCAGAGAGUAAAGUUCCACUUGGAAUUAAAGCAGGGAAUUAUAACAAGUAUUCACUCGAAGCAAACAGUGAAAAAGAUAUAGACGCCUGUGAACAAGCCAAUAAGCUUGGAGCCAUAAACAGUACACUAAGUAACCAAAGUAAAGAAGCGUUCAUCGACUGGGCGAGAUAUGAUGAUGCGCAGGAUCAUUUCUGUGAACUUGAUGAUGAAAGAUCUCCAGAUGUACAGUAUGUGGAUCUCUUGCUGAACCCAGAAAGAUAUACAGGAUAUAAAGGACCUUCAGCAUGGAGAGUGUGGAAUAGUAUUUAUGAAGAAAACUGCUUUAAACCUCGAUCCGUAUAUCGUCCAUUAAAUCCACUGGCACCCAGUAUAAGUGGCGAUACUGGAGAAUCUUUCUAUGAGUGGCUUGAAGGCUUGUGUUUAGAGAAGAGAGUGUUCUACCGUCUUAUAUCAGGUCUUCAUGCCAGCAUCAAUUUACAUCUCUCCGCUAAAUAUCUUCUUGAAGAUAACUGGGGUAAUCCUCGAUGGGGACCUAACACAAAAGAAUUUACUCAUCGUUUUCACCCUGCUUAUACAAAAGGGGAAGGUCCACGGAGACUGAAAAAUCUGUAUUUUCUUUAUUUGAUUGAACUUCGUGCAUUAUCCAAGGUUGCUUCAUACUUUGAGCGUUCAGUUGUUGAUCUUUACACUGGAAAUCUGGAGGAAGAUGUGGAGACUAAAAAUCUAUUGCUGAGCAUAUUCAUAGAUGCGAAAUCUUUUCCAAUGCACUUUGAUGAGAAGUCAAUGUUUGCAGGAAACAAAAAAGAAGCAAGAUCACUAAAGGAAGAAUUUCGUUUGCAUUUCAAAAACAUAUCCCGCAUAAUGGAUUGUGUUGGUUGUGACAAAUGUAGGUUAUGGGGGAAACUUCAGACGCAAGGAUUGGGGACUGCACUUAAAAUUUUGUUCUCUGAAAAAGAAAUUCAAAGUCUUCCAGAGAAUAGCCCAUCAAAAGGAUUCCAACUUACACGGCAGGAAAUCGUAGCAUUAAUCAAUGCAUUUGGAAGGUUAUCAACAAGUAUAAAAGAACUGCAGAGUUUUAAGUACCUUUUACAUGACCAUAGGUAAUGGUUAAUGUGCUGGGUUUCUGCUUCCUCAUUCUGCUUUGUUAGACACAUCUGUGAUGUAUACUAAAAGGACCCACUCUUUGGACUGAAAAGAAAAGUAAGACGUCUGCAUAAGAUUUAACAUCCAUGACUUUAAAGACUAUUUAUUGUUUGUUUUCUUUAAAAAAAAAAGCCAUUGAAGUUAUACAAAUGUUGUGGAUUUGUAUUCUAACGAUUUACCCUGUUUUAAUUGUCAGUUUUUAUUUAUGAUCAUUGGUUGUGUACAAGAGAAUUUGUAUACAAUGCAGAUUUUACUUGAAUACUGUGAUGUAAACUUAGCUUCUUCCAUGAAGUAAGCUGAGCACCACUUAGCACAGGUUCUGUGGCCAUACAUGUCACAAAUGUAUACAUAGAAUGAUAUGCCCCUUGUUACCAGUCAAGGCUAAAACAUUUUGUAAUGUUAUUACAUUAUAUCACAUUAUAUUAAGCAAAGUGGGUCUACAUAAGCAUGUUACAAAGUAGUUUUUAUUCAGAUUGUUAUUAAAAUACUGAAUAAACACAUUCCUAACUUAUCACAAAGAAAAUUAUAAUUAAAAUCCUUUCCAUUGUUUACAUCCCAUUCAUUGAGCAUCAAUUCCUGUUUGAGGUAAAAGCAAAACUGGUUUGCAAUAUAUCGCUACAGUACUGCAUGUGCUGAUUGUGCUAAACUUUUCUUAUUCAAGUAAAUUUGCACCUAAUUACUAAAUGAGCCCUAUUAAAUACAACCUUUUGUGUUGAUCCAGGGAAAUGCACCAAGAAAGAUGCUAGUGUAAUGUAAUGGUGGGUGUUUUUCCUAGCCCCUGAAAUUGAAUGGUUAAUAAAUAAUGUGUGUUACUUACAGGGGCUAGCGACACUUUUCGGGUCUUACCAGAAUUGUAUUUUUCAUCAAAAUGUGCCUAUAUGUCCUUUUAAACUAUUUUCCUCAAUUUGACCUUCCACUUAAAGGAGAAGGAAAGGUAAAAACUAAGUAAGCUUUAUCAGAAAGGUCUAUGUAAAUACAGCCAUAAGCACUCACAGAAAUGCUGCACUGACUUCUCUGAAAAAAGAUUAGUUGUGUCAGUAAUUCUUGUGCCAGAGACACACAGCUCUCUCCUGCUCCCUCCCCCUUAGGAAUGUAGAUCUGAGCCAAUCAGCAGGAAGCUGACUCAUAGUCUAACUAACUGAGCAUGUACACUUGGUCUGGGUGUCUGGGCAGGAGUGAGGCAUUAUGGGAACUUUCUUUACACAGCUCAGCGUUUUUUCUUCCUGUUUGGCUUCAGAUCUUCUGAACAGGUGAAAUAUGGGGAGACUUAAGGGCACUAUUGAGACAACUGAAGAUAUGCCUGCAGCUUGAGAUUAACUCUUUACUAGCCUUUCCUUCUCCUUUAGGAGUGUUGGACACCGACAUGCCCUUAUAGUCUGUUGGGGUUUUGUCUGAGCUUGCAAGGCAGAACUUAAAUGCUUGAUUGACAGGAAAAAUCUAGCAGCGUAGUUAAAUGGUGUUGUCGGCUUAUUCUAUGUGGCCAUGCAGGGUCAGAUUUCACAGCUUACUUAUCACACUGCUCGCUCUUCCUUCACUACAAAACUUCUCUACUGGUUCUUUUCAUUCCCUCCUUGAUUAUUUGUGGCCCUUGCCUGCCUGCUUGGCCUUCCUAAACUAAUCUUCUUUAGGACUGCUGUUAAGAUUAACCUUUCAAACCCAGCUACUGAAGUGUAUUGUUUGUGCAACAGAGGCAAGCAGGCAGGCAAGGGACAUGCAUAAAUAAUAAAGUAAGGGGGAAUGAGUUAAAAACAUCAUUAAAAAAAAAAAA
Molecule: messenger RNA, 3318 nt
Organism: Xenopus tropicalis (tropical clawed frog)
Lineage: Eukaryota; Metazoa; Chordata; Amphibia; Anura; Pipidae
Gene: ero1b
Product: endoplasmic reticulum oxidoreductase beta
Biological process (GO): protein folding in endoplasmic reticulum
Cellular component (GO): endoplasmic reticulum membrane; endoplasmic reticulum
Molecular function (GO): FAD binding; protein-disulfide reductase activity; thiol oxidase activity
Source: RefSeq, marked provisional